AUGAACAGAUCCGCCACAUACCACAACCUUUGUAACCUCCCUCAGCCACCACAGUCUUGGUAUCAGCGACAAGGUUAUGUUAAGUCUAUGGCUGAUUUAAUUCAGAAGGAAUUGCAAACCUUUUGGUCUCCUGAUGAGGCAUCAUCACUAGAAGGUCAAGAGGCAAGUGUUGUCACCGAGUAUGUUAUCAAGAUUUUAGGUCUUGAAGUGUGUGCAGACACUGUAGUAGGAGAUGAAAUGUUUAGGGGUAUUUCAGGGGGACAAAAAAAGCGAGUCACAACAGGCGAAAUGAUGGUGGGCCCAUCAAGAGUGUUGCUAAUGGACGAGAUAUCAACGGGUUUAGACAGUUCAACCACUUUCCAAAUAGUGAAUUCAAUUAAGCAAUCAAUUCACAUACUUGAAGGAACUUCUGUCAUCUCACUCCUUCAACCUGCACCUGAGACCUAUGACCUAUUUGAUGAUGUCAUACUUUUAGCAGAUGGACAAGUUGUGUAUCAAGGUCCUAGAGAAAAUGUGCUUGAAUUCUUUGAGUACAUGGGUUUCAAAUGUCCUGAGAGAAAAGUAGUUGCUGAUUUUUUACAAGAAGUAACAUCAAAGAAAGAUCAAGAGCAAUACUGGAUAAGAAAAAAUGAAGCUUACAGUUUUGUUACAGUGCAAGAAUUCUCAGAAGCAUUUCGGUUGUUUCAUGUGGGAAGAAAACUAGGUGAUGAACUUGGUGCUGCAUUUGACAAAACAAAAAGCCACCCUGCAGCUUUAACUACAAAAAAAUAUGGUGUUAGCAAAAAAGAAUUGCUAAAAGCUUGCAUAUCUAGAGAAUACUUGCUUAUGAAAAGAAACUCCUUUGUGUAUAUAUUCAAAAUGACACAGCUUACUUUUUUUGCUACAACAACAAUGACACUAUUCCUACGAACUGAGAUGCCAAAGAAAACAAUAGUAGAUGGAAUAGUAUUCAUGGGUUCUAUGUUUUUCACAAUACUCACGAUUACAUUUAAUGGAUUCUCUGAGCUUGGUUUAAGCAUUAUAAAACUUCCUGUGUUCUACAAGCAAAGAGACCUUCUCUUCUAUCCUGCAUGGGUAUAUUCACUACCCACAUGGUUCCUCAAGAUCCCAGUAACAAUUCUUGAAGUUGCCACAUGGGUAAUCUUGACCUAUUAUGUCAUAGGGUUUGAUCCAGAUGCCGGAAGGUAA
This is a messenger RNA of Lactuca saligna, 1188 nucleotides long. NCBI's taxonomy places the organism in Eukaryota, Viridiplantae, Streptophyta, Magnoliopsida, Asterales, Asteraceae. The record is from the annotation of a GenBank genome assembly.